AUGGACGGACAAAAAAAAUACAACAAUUGCCAUAUAAUUAUUUUAAACCGCCAACACAGGCCGUGACUACCAGUCCACCAUACGCGCCUGGUCGUUCCGCACCGGUUCCAAAUUCAAAAUUGAAAUAUAGUCGUCUAAAACAUAGAGUAUACUUUUUUAUAGAUAAAAAAAAAUUAAAGCGGGCUGCACACGAUUUAUAUACAGUUAUAUUUAUAGAAAACUGGUUUUGUUUGCGAGUGCGCUUUGUUUUGUUGCAUAGGAUGCGCUGCAUAGGCUGUUAAACAAGAUGAUUCGAUUGAUAACUCAGGUAUUACUAGUAGCAGCUGCUGUACUAACAACUGCAGACUCAGAAGGGGAAAGUGAAUCUGUUUUGUCGUCAAUACUUCUACCGACAAACCAAAUCCGAUCAGUAAGAAGUUACUACGAACGUUACGGCUACGGUCGACCAUACGACAGAGACAGAGACGAUAGGCCAUCAAGAUGCGGUCGAUGUGACGACGACGAUGACGAUUCUGACGAUGACAGAAGAUCAAACAAACCUACUCACGGCAAUAGAUAUGAUAGGAACAGAAAUGACGAUGACGACGAAAAACGCUACAGCGAUAGACGUUCAAGCAAGAACGAGACAGACGAUCAAAGCGAUGAUAAACAUAGGGAUCACGAUGAGAAGGACAGGGACAGAGGACGGGACAGAUCGAGGAAUAGACACAGGAAUCGAUACGACGACAGAGAUAGAUAUAGUCCAGAUUAUUAUGACAGGUUUUUAAGAGAUAGAGACAGAUACGACGAUGGGUACGCUCGCCGUCCGUUGUAUGAAAGAAACCCAUACCCAGAUCGAUAUGACGAUUAUGGGCGGUAUGGUUAUUCAGGCUAUCGUCGACCGUAUUAUGAUGACAGAUAUGAUAGAGGCGGUUAUGAUGAUGGAUAUGGAGGGUACGGCCCAGGAACAGGUGGUGGACCGCAUGACAGUUUCAGACCAUGGGACGAAACAUACCGUGGCCAAGCAGGUUGGGAUGCUGGCGGCCGAGGGUAUUACUUCGCGUCAGGUAGACCUGACUCCAGCGUGUGGACGCAGAGGGAUUAUGCUAGACCGCAAGCAACUGGUUGGCAAAACGUGGGAUACCAAAGCAACCCGAGCGGUUAUGGAUACUCCAAUGGUUACUCCAGCGGUUACUCCGGAUACGCCACUGGAUCGCGGGACCCGUACCGGGCGAGUUACGGUAACGGUUAUCAAGACGGUUAUGGUUACGGUCAGUCCAGUGGAUGGCGUAACGUCGGGGAACGAAGACCUUAUAGAGAUGAGAGUUCCUUCACUAGUAACUUCGGUAAUGACCCUUAUGGAUCGACUUUUAGAACUGGUUACCAAGGUGUGGUCUACGGACAGUCAAUUACGAGUGUAGGGGAUCGGCGGCCGUAUAGGGAUGAGAGCGGAGUGACAAAAUUGGACAACCAAGACAGGUUCAACAGAGCGACAUUUCAGCCCAGUUCUUACCAACCUGCAGCAAGCUUCAGUCAGAGCACCACUCCGGAGACCAGCUACCUCCAUCAGAGAGAUGACCAAUUGGUCACAAAAACAGAAGAUUCAACGCAGCAAGCUCAAUAAUUUAUUUUAAUCAAUAUGUGUCUUAUUAAAUUACUAUACGGUUUGCUUAUGGAUUCGUGAAUUUGAUGAAAAUUUUUUUUUUUUGACAAA
Molecule: messenger RNA, 1693 nt
Organism: Zerene cesonia (dogface butterfly)
Lineage: Eukaryota; Metazoa; Arthropoda; Insecta; Lepidoptera; Pieridae
Product: prisilkin-39
Exons: 6
Coding region: 287-1603 (438 amino acids)
Source: RefSeq, a predicted model, not a curated record